This is a messenger RNA of Ilex paraguariensis (yerba mate), 176 nucleotides long. The record is from the annotation of a GenBank genome assembly. Lineage: Eukaryota; Viridiplantae; Streptophyta; Magnoliopsida; Aquifoliales; Aquifoliaceae.
UGGGAAAAUCACAUAUGAAAUAUCCUGGUGAAAUCAGAAGGAACAUAACAAAAGAUCACGGAGUGGAAAAACCAGUGACCGUUGGAAGAAGGAAAAGUGGUGUCGCUUCCUUAACCGACAGGCACAAACAAGAAAGAAUGUUUGAUCAAAGCGGCAGAAAUAACAAAGACGCCUAG